Molecule: messenger RNA, 4333 nt
Organism: Sciurus carolinensis (gray squirrel)
Lineage: Eukaryota; Metazoa; Chordata; Mammalia; Rodentia; Sciuridae
Gene: Arhgap30
Product: Rho GTPase activating protein 30
Exons: 12
Coding region: 262-3579 (1105 amino acids)
Biological process (GO): small GTPase-mediated signal transduction
Molecular function (GO): GTPase activator activity
Source: RefSeq, a predicted model, not a curated record
GGAGGGCGAGUGCCUGGCUGGGCCACGAGACACAGCUUUGUGCCAGGGUCCUGGCAACUUCCCCUUCCACAGCCACUUCCUUGUGACUGGGGAUCCAGGGGCAAGAGCUACUGCCUGUUGCCCAGGCUACCCUCCACCCCCAGUUUGGAGCCCUGCCCCCCUGGGGCUGGGCCAAAACCAGUGGCCAGCUGGGAUCCCAUGGGGGACUGGUAGGGCCAAGGUCUUGGGGGAGAGAGGUGGCUGGGCCAGAGCCCUCCGGCCAUGAAGUCUCGACAGAAAGGAAAGAAGAAGGGCAGUUCAAAGGAGCGAGUGUUUGGGUGCGACUUGCAGGAGCACCUGCAGCACUCGGGCCAGGAGGUACCUCAGGUGUUAAAGAGCUGUGCAGAAUUUGUGGAGGAGUAUGGAGUGGUGGAUGGGAUCUACCGUCUCUCAGGAGUCUCCUCCAACAUCCAGAAGCUCCGGCAGGAGUUUGAAGCAGAACGGAAGCCAGAUUUGCGGCGGGAUGUUUAUCUCCAGGACAUUCACUGUGUCUCCUCCUUGUGCAAGGCCUAUUUCAGAGAAUUGCCAGAUCCUCUGCUUACGUACCGGCUCUAUGACAAGUUUGCUGAGGCUGUGGCAGUACAAUUAGAGCCUGAGCGCUUGGUCAAGAUUCUAGAGGUUCUUCGAGAACUCCCUGUCCCAAACUGCAGGACACUGGAGUUUCUUAUGCGGCACUUGGUGCACAUGGCUUCGUUCAGUGCCCAGACCAACAUGCACGCCCGCAACCUGGCCAUUGUGUGGGCUCCAAACCUGCUGAGGUCUAAGGACAUAGAAGCCUCAGGUUUCAACGGAACAGCAGCCUUCAUGGAGGUGCGGGUACAGUCCAUCGUUGUCGAGUUCAUCCUCACGCAUGUGGACCAGCUCUUCGGGGGUGCUGCCCUUUCUGGUGGUGAAGUGGACAGUGGAUGGCAAUCACUUCCAGGGACCCGGGCAUCAGGCAGCCCUGAGGAUCUCAUGCCCAGGUCUCUACCCUACCACCUGCCGAGCAUCCUACAGGCUGGUGAUGGACCCCCACAGAUUCGGCCCUACCACACUAUCAUUGAGAUAGCAGAACACAAGAGGAAGGGAUCUUUGAAAGUCAGGAAGUGGAGGUCUAUCUUCAAUCUGGGUCGCUCUGGCCAUGAUACAAAGCGUAAACUUCCACGGGGAACUGAGGACAGGGAGGACAAAUCUAAUAAGGGGACACUGCGGCCAGCCAAGAGCAUGGAUUCACUGAGUGCUGCAGCUGGGGCCAGUGAUGAACCAGAGGGGCUGGUGGUUCCCAGCAGUCCCCGGCCAAGCCCACUGCUGCCUGAGAGCUUGGAGAACGACUCUACUGAGACAGUAGAGGGUGAACAGGAGCCCGAGGCAGAGGCACUGGGUGGCACAAACUCUGAGCCGGGCACACCACGAGCUGGACGGUCAGCCAUUCGGACUGGGGGCAGCAGCCGUGCAGAGCGCUGUGUUGGUGUCCACAUCUCAGACCCCUACAACGUCAACCUCCCACUGCACAUCACCUCUAUCCUCAACGUGCCUCCAAACAUCAUAUCUAAUGUAUCCUUGACCAGGCUCACCCGUGGUCUUGAGUGCCCUGCCCUACAGCCCCGGCCAAGCCCUGCCUCUGGUCCUGGCCCUGGACCUGGCCUUGGUCCUGGACCCCCAGAUGAGAAGUUGGAGGCAAGUCCAGCACCAGGUCCCCUGACUGACUCGGGCCCAGCAGACAUGACUCCUGCCCUGGAGGACUCUCUGUCCCAGGAGGUGCAAGAUUCCUUCUCCUUCCUAGAGGACUCAAGCAGCUCAGAGCCUGAGUGGGUGGGGGCGGAGGAUGGGGAGGUGGCCAAGGCAGGAGCAACAGGAGCAGCCUUCUCCCCUGGGGAGGACGACCCUGGGAUGGGCUACCUGGAGGAGCUCCUGGGAGUUGGGCCUCAGGUGGAGGAAUUCUCUGUGGAGCCACCCCUGGAUGACCUGUCUCUGGAUGAGGCACAGUAUGUCCUGGCUCCCAGUUGCUGUUCCCUGGAUUCUUCUGACUCCAGACCUGAACUGGAAGAGGAAAAUGGGGAGGAAGUCUUUCUGAGUGCUUAUGAUGACCUAAGUCCUCUUCUGGAGCCUAAUCCCCAAAACUGGGAGGGUGCAGGGAAUCUGGAGGAAGAGGCAGCAGGGUGUGGAAGACAAGAUUCUAGAAAGGCUAGAGAAGAGCAGGCAUGCUGCGAAAUUGGGGAAGACAAGGAGGCUGAGCCUGGAAGUAUAUUUGGCAACAGAGAAGAGGCUGAAGAGAGUCCAGAGACUGAGAUGGGGGUUGGAAAAACUGAUGAGGAAGAAGAGAAGGCUAAUGGAAGCCAAGAGGUGAUGAUAAUUUUGGAAGAAGGGAGUGGGGAAGAGACAGAGAUCAAGGGAAAGAAUUCUGAAGGUCAGAAAGAGGUUGAAAGUACCAAGGAAGCUAAGGGUGUGGAGGUACGAAGAGAACAAGAUAAAGACAAAGAGAAGAAAACAGAAAUUGAGGGAGAAGAGGCUGAGCAAGAAAGAAAAGGAGCCCCAGUAGAAGCUAGAAGGGACUCAGAGGAUGGGGCCCAGGAACACCUCGUUUCUGAGGGGAGCUGGGAAGUUGUACACAAACAAGAGGCUGAAAGAGGCAGAGAGGAUGAGGUCAAAGGACAGAGGAAGAAUGAGAAUCACAAGGUAAGAGAAGACCAAGGACAUGGUGAAGAUAACAGAAGCCCAGAAGCAGCAGUUGAUGGUGGAGAUGGGGAGGCUAUUAGGGAGUGGGAGAGUGGGGAUGGAGAGGCUGAGGGAGAACAGAAGGAUGGAGGUGACCAUUUAGAAGAGAGAACCCUCUUUGAAGGGCCAGGUAUAGAAUCUUUGGUUGUUUGCAGUACCAAAGAGAGCAAUGCCCAGUCUUCUGAGAUGGAACAGGCAGCCUCACAGCCACUCCUGACAGAGGGGAUGGAACCUCAGGGACAACCCUGCUCAGAAGGCUGUGAUGUGUGUCCCUGUGCCUUAAACUCGGUUGGAGGUGUGGGCAUGCGCCUGACUUCUACUCUGGUUCAGGUCCAACAGGUCCGCUCUGUGCCUGUAGUGCCCCCCAAACCACAGUUCGCCAAGACACCCAGUGCAAUGUGUAGCAAGAUCCAUGUGGCACCUGCAAACCCAUGUCCAAGGCCUGGUCGGCUUGAUGGGACACUGGGGGAAAGGGCUUGGGGGUCUCGAGCUUCCCGAUCCUCUUGGAGGAAUGGGGGCAGUCUUUCCUUUGAUGCUGCGGUGGCCCUGGCCCGGGACCGCCAGAGGACUGAGGCUCAAGGAAUUCGACGGACCCAGACUUGUACUGGGGGUGGGGACUACAGCAUCAUUCCGAGAACCUCCCCCUGUAGCUUGGUCUCAGACCAUUCUCCUCGGCCCCUUAGCUGCCUAGAACUCCCACCUGAAGGCUCAGAAGGGUCUGGGCCCCCAACUCGGUUUAGUCUGCCCCCUAGAGAACCCCAGACCCCUGUCCCCUUUACAUCCCUCCAGCGUCGAUCAUAUGCAUUUGAAGCACAGGCUAACCCUGGAAAAGGUAAAGGACUGUGAUUAGAAUCAGACCACUGGACAAAGGAGACCAGUAAGUUAUCUUGAAUCUCUGGCACCCCUCACUAACUGUCUCUGCUGCAGGUUGAGCAGUUGUAGUACCCCACUUAUUAUAGGCUUUUGCCCUCCAACUACUCUAUUUGACAACUAUGGGAGGCACUGCUUAAUGAUUUUACCUGAGCUUGUCUCAGACACAAAGCACUAUCUCUUAGAAGAGUCUUAAGAAAGUAAGAUCCUGCUCUGGCGAAGUGUGUCCACUGACCAAACGAAAUAUAGGGCAUGGAGAAAACUUAGAAGCUUCUUAAAAGUGAAGAAUGAAGGGGGAAUUCCAGUUAAGUGACUGCCCUUCUCUGAGGUUGUGAACUUCUGUUCAUGGAAGCCCCGUGUAGAGGCAGGGAACACAAGGCCAGGUCAGAACCUUCCACACACAAACACUUCUAGAAUUGCCCAUCCCUGUUUUGUUCCUGGACCCUUGGAUACCUCCUAAUUCUCUUGACUUCAGUAGGAGGAAGACAUCCAAGUAGCUCUCUGAUGUUCUUAAUGUUUGCUGGAGGGAUUGAACCCCAUUCUGUGGCUCUAAUCACCUUGAAGAGACAGUCCUGUAAAGAUCUCUCUGACCUCUCCUUUUUCCUUUGGAAUAACUUUCUUCCAUUUUAGAAAAGGGGAAAGUUGUCAUGCAGGCCGAGGGACUACUUGUUCAUACAGGCUCUAGCAAGGGUGAAGGUCUCAGAAUAAAAAUUGUAUUUUUACAUUUAAA